Molecule: messenger RNA, 4121 nt
Organism: Hippocampus comes (tiger tail seahorse)
Lineage: Eukaryota; Metazoa; Chordata; Actinopteri; Syngnathiformes; Syngnathidae
Gene: lrfn5b
Product: leucine rich repeat and fibronectin type III domain containing 5b
Exons: 7
Coding region: 102-2513 (803 amino acids)
Molecular function (GO): protein binding
Source: RefSeq, a predicted model, not a curated record
UAAUCCGCUGCCAUUUCUUACCUCCUUCCGAGGCGGAGAUGCUGGUCUUCUCCCUUUGACUGUGGGGCUGGAUGUGUCCUCCGCAAGGUGUAACCAGGUGAAUGACAAGUCCAAUGGAGGCCCUGCUGCUUUAUCUGAUGGUCCUCUGUGUGACUGUAAAGGCCCACAAGGUUCAAGUCUGCCCCAAGCGUUGCAUUUGCCAGGUGCUCAACCCCAAUUUGGCCACACUGUGCGAUAAAAAGGGGCUGCUCUUCGUGCCCCCCAAUAUCGACCGGCACACGGUGGAAAUGCGCCUGGGGGACAACUUCGUCACCAGCAUCAAGCGCAAGGACUUUGCCAACAUGACCAAGCUGGUGGACCUGACGCUUUCCCGCAAUACCAUCGGGACCAUCGUGCCACAUGCCUUUAAGGACCUGGAGAACCUGCGGGCGCUCCACUUGGACAGCAACCGGCUGACGCGCAUCACCAACGACACCUUCAGCGGCAUGUCGAAGCUGCACCACCUCAUCCUGAACAACAACCAGCUCACGCACGUUCAGAUCGGCGCCUUCAAUGACCUGACGGCCCUGGAGGAGCUGGACCUGUCCUACAACAACCUGGAGAGCGUGCCCUGGGUGGCCAUUCAGAGAAUGUCCAGCCUCCACACCCUCAACCUGGACCACAACAUGCUCAGCUACAUCCCAGAGGGCACCUUCUCGGGUCUACAGAAGCUUAAGAGGCUGGACGUGACCUCCAAUAAGCUCCAGAAGCUGCCCCCGGACCCUAUUUUCCAGAGAGCUGGGGUCCUAGCCACCUCGGGGAUCAUGGGGCCCACUUCGUUCGCAUUGAGCUUUGGCGGGAACCCGCUGCGGUGCAAUUGCGAGCUCCUCUGGCUGCGGAGGUUGCGGCGCGAGGACGAUCUGGAGACCUGCGCCUCGCCUCAACACCUCGCCGGACGCUAUUUCUGGACUGUGUCGGAAGAAGAGUUCCUGUGCGAGCCUCCUCUCAUCACUAGACACUCUCAGGAGCUGCGGGCCCUGGAGGGUCAGAGCGUGACACUACGUUGUAAGGCUCGGGGGGACCCGGACCCCAUCAUCCACUGGAUAGCCCCUGACGGACGCCUCAUGUCAAACUCUUCCAGAGCCUCCGUGCACAGCGAUGGCACGCUAGACAUCCACAUCAGCACCGUCAAGGACUCAGGUUCUUUCACCUGCGUGGCCUCCAACCCGGCCGGAGAAGCCCAGCAGAAGGUCGACCUGGUCAUCGCUAAGCUGCCUCACAUCACCAACAACACAGCCGUCGAGCAAGAGCCCGACCCGGGGUCUUCGGACAUCGCCACUGUGACCAAGACGGGGGCGGAGGGUCCGGGCGGCGGUGUGCCCCUCGGUAACACCAAGACGGGCCUGGAGAAGAAGGUGGUCAUAGCCGAGGCCACGUCAACCUCGGCUGUGGUCCACUUCAACUUCCAAAGGAACAUUCCGGGCAUCCGUAUGUUCCAGAUCCAAUACAACGGGACCUACGAUGACUCGCUGGUGUACAGAAUGAUCCCGCCCACCAGUGAAAGCAUCCUGGUCAACAACCUGGCGGCAGGGACGCAAUAUGACCUGUGCGUGCUGGCCAUCUACGACGACCAGGUCACUUCACUGACCGCCACACGGGUCAUCGGCUGCAUCCACUUCACCACCGAUCCGCAGUACCUGAGGUGCCAUUUCAUGCAGUCCCAGUUCCUGGGUGGGACCAUCGUGGUCAUCAUUGGAGGGAUUAUCGUGGCCUCAGUGCUGGCGUUUAUCGUCUUCCUCAUUGUCCGCUACAGAGUGUGCAACCAGGGAGACGCAGAUAAGACUCUGGAAAUGGGCGACAUUCGUUCCCUGAGCAGCGAUGGGCAACUUCAAGGCUGUGGACUCCCCAAGUCUCUGUCCAAGCAGGUCCUACGUCCGGAGAAGAAUGACAAGGACUGCCUUCGAGUCGCCCUCCCGCCCCUGGAGCCGGCCAAGCAGCGAGUGCCCGUCGUAAUCACCGCCGCCAACACCGGCACCGCCAAACCCUCACUGCCCGACUGCACUGUGUCGACCUCGGCCGCCAGCCACAGUUGGCACCCGGCCUCCCCAAGGGUGAGGCGCCCGAUGGCCCUGUCUAAACCGUCCGACGUCCGGCGGGCCGAGAUGCAAGAGGACGUCGAACUCAACAACGUCAAUCGCAAUAACUCCUCAGAGGUGAAGGUGCCACCUGUGGCAUCCCGUGCCCAAGCUCCCAAAUGGACUGCAGCUCCCAGGGUGCCGCGAGCACGCCAGGCCCCUCGGCAGUACAUGACCGUGCCCGCGGGGGCCGCCAGAUUCAACCGCAGACACUCCCUCAACGCGGAUUCGUGCCGGGAGCGCUUAUACGUGGGCUACGCCAAAACGGGGACCAGCCUGCGCUCCAAGCGAAGCCUGUCCAUGAGUGGCGAGCUACCGCAGAUGCACAACACCGCAAACAUUCAACGGGCCCGCGACAAGCUGUCCCGCUCCGAGUGGCUCCUGGAGAGCACCUUAUGAUUCGGAGUUUACCGACGGAUUUUUCCUGAAUUGGAUGGUGGCCUGCUUGAAGGAGAACCGCCUUGCCCUGUCGGUGGCGUUAGCGUCCGGCCGUUUGGAGGAGAGGGAGGGUUGGGGCCUUGAAGGACCUCCACGCAAAUCAAAUGGAAAUAUGAGCGGGCGUACGGACCCUCCUUUGGUUUAUACGCUGUAACCAAUCGAUGUUUUCUUCACAAGUGGACCAUGAGAAGCACAACAUGUAUAGUAUAAAACAAGCUCCUGUACAAAGGUUUUCCAAGGCGUAUAUCUCAAGGCGACUCUGGGAAGCUGUUUGCAAGGACAUCAAAUAAAUGCUCAAAUGGCUUCUAUAAAGCUGUCUGAGAAUUUAUUCCAUCUCCUUCAUAUCAGUCUUGAGGUACAUGAGAGUACGGUCUUCGUCCUCUUACAAAGACAAUUCAGCGCACUAGUAGAACAAAUGGGGCGCACUAGUGCUACUAGCACAAGGAUAUUGAAUAAAUGCUAAAUCAGCAUUUCCAUAAAGCCCCAAUGCCCUUGCUAUAAGCUUAAGAUCUAUGACUAGUAUAGUUUUGUCCUCACUAUGAAGACCAUUACACGCACUAGUAGAAUGACCAUGUCUUACUUGUAAUGCAAGGAUAGCGAAUAAAUGCUCAAACGGAUUUGUAUAAAGCCGUUUGAAAAGUUAUUCCAUAUCCUUGAUAGCCAGCACAAGGUUCAUGACUAGUAUGAUUUUUGUCUCCUUGCUAGUAUGACAAUUCAGCGCACUAACAGAGGACUAGUGUGCACAAGCAGACGACUAGGAUGCACUAGCACAACCACUGUGUCUUACUGUAUUGGAAAUGUUUUUCCACCACUAGUGCCACUUUUGGCAUUCUCGAAAGUAAUUGAAUCUUUUGUGGUAAACAACUGCGCUGCAGCAGUGGCACUACUGGGGCCAACUUGUAGGCAUGUGUCAUGCACACGUUACUAGUAGGAGGCAGUUGUUCUACUAAUGUGCUGAUUUGUCUUACUCGAGCGUACUAAUACAUGGACCUGAAGACAGAUAGCAAGGAUACAGAAUAAAUUCCCAUACGGCUUUCCAUUUGGCGACUCUUAUUGUCAUUCCGAAUGCGGUAACCCAGACACUGCACGAUAAAGACAGACGAGGACUCGCCUCUGAAUGACCUUUUUUUUUCCUGUGUGUGGAGAUAAUGAAUGUGCUUUUACAUGCCAGACGGAGCACAAUGCAGCAUUUUUUUUUUGGGGCGAUGGCAUCAGUUGACUCAGCCUGAUACUGCCCUCUGGUUUGAAUUGAUCGGAUCACUUUUAUCACAUAAGUACGUCAAGACCCGACGGGCAUGGUUACGUUACGCGGGGAUGAGAUUCAGACAAAUGAAGACAUUUCCAUGCUGCCCCCGGUCUCUUAAGGUAUUAUCACGCUGAUGUAAAUUAACUUGUAAGAGGAAUGAGCACAAUUAGGUACUGGGAGGGGGUGUCAGCUCUUGAUUUUGCCGUUGUUUUUGUUUGAUGUUUAACAAUAUAAAUAAAGCAGUGAUACAAGGGAAAUUUCACUUGAGAUGUCCAAUAGUGCAGUAUGUGUGUGUUGCUAUUAAAAAAAAAAGUUAAAAGUUG